This is a messenger RNA of Paramisgurnus dabryanus, 3116 nucleotides long. It is a transcript of the gene prkcha, whose product is annotated as protein kinase C, eta, a. Gene Ontology annotation, molecular function: diacylglycerol-dependent serine/threonine kinase activity; ATP binding. Gene Ontology annotation, biological process: protein phosphorylation. The record is from RefSeq and is a predicted model, not a curated record. NCBI's taxonomy places the organism in Eukaryota, Metazoa, Chordata, Actinopteri, Cypriniformes, Cobitidae.
GCACUCGCUGCUUCAACUUCUUCCGCAAAGCAGGUGUUAAAAACAGCGAGUUGUUUAUUUCUGCGCUAUAACGGCCUGUCCACCACGACCACCUAUCACGACUGCAGGAUUUUAUUUAUUGUUUGUUUGUUUGUUUUGCAUAAGUUUGUUUCUCACGUGUCAUCGGUACCUGCCCUGCAACACCUGCGGCGGCGCGCUCAACGGAAAUAAUAUUAAUACGCGUUAUUUACACAUACGCGUGCAUUUUAUAGAUACGGAUGCUUUUUAAACUUUUGACAGUAGUCGAUACAAUGUUAUACUUGUAAGGCUCGACUUCAGACACAAUGAAGUUUACCGGGUAUCUGAAGUUGCGCAUCGGCGAGGCGGUGGACCUUAAACCCACGACCACCUCAAUGCGACAUGCCGUGAUGUUCAACAAGGCGAACCAGACCAUGGACCCGUACAUCAUAGUGAAAGUGGACGAGUAUAAGAUAGGACAGACGCACACCAAACAGAAAACCAACAUGCCCACUUACAACGAGGAGUUCUCGGUUAACGUCAACAACGGCAAGCAGGUAGAGUUGGCCGUUUUUCAUGACGCACCGAUCGGAUACGAUGACUUUGUGGCUAACUGCACCAUCCAGUUUGAUGAUCUGGCGAAGAACUCAAGCACAGAGGAGUCCUUUGAAGGAUGGGUUGACCUUGAACCUGAGGGCAAAGUCUACAUCCUGGUAACUCUCACAGGCACAUUUAAAGAUGAUGAAAGUGAAGGAAGGACGCGUCCCUAUAAGGAGUUUAAUCGAAAACGGCAACAGGCAGUUCGCAGGAAAAUCCACCAAGUCAAUGGACACAAGUUCAUGUCGACCUUCCUAAAGCAACCAACAUUCUGUUUCCACUGCAAAGAGUUUAUAUGGGGUGUAUUUGGAAAACAAGGCUACCAAUGUCAAGUUUGCACCUGUGUAGUACACAAGCGAUGCCAUCAGUUUGUGGUUACGGUCUGUCCACGCAUGAAGAAACCUGCCAAAGAGCAGACUACAAAUCAGGGGUUCAGUAUAAACAUCCCUCAUAAAUUUGGCAUCCACAAUUAUAAGGUUCCUACUUUCUGUGAUCACUGUGGAUCUUUGCUAUGGGGUCUUGUACGACAAGGACUACACUGCAAAAUUUGUAAGAUGAAUGUCCAUAUCCGAUGUAAGGGAAAUGUUGCACCGAACUGUGGAGUCAACAAUGUAGAACUGGCCAAUAAAUUGAAAGAGAUGGGGCUUGAACCAGGAGGAAUGACCAAACGCAACUCUCUGGGUCUUGCAGGCAUGGACACUUAUUCCCGGGCGAUGAGUGUGAGAGGAGAUCGAGGGCAAUCAAAGAAAGAGACGAGUCGAAAGCUGGGAGUCUCCGACUUCUCGCUCCUGCAGGUGCUGGGAAAAGGAAGCUUCGGCAAGGUGAUGUUGGUCAGGCUAAACGGUACUGAUCAGGUCUUUGCAGUGAAGGUCCUGAAGAAAGACAUAAUUCUGCAGGAUGAUGAUGUGGAGUGCACUAUGACAGAAAAACGAGUGUUAGCUCUUGCUUCCUCUCAUCCUUACCUCACUGAGCUCUACUGCUGCUUCCAGACACCGGAGCGUCUGUUUUUUGUGAUGGAGUUUGUGAAUGGAGGCGAUCUGAUGUUUCAUAUUCAGAAAUCCAGAAAGUUUGAAGAGAACAGAGCGAGAUUCUACACAGCAGAAAUCACAUCUGCCCUCAUAUUCCUCCAUAGCAAGGGGAUUAUAUAUAGGGAUCUGAAGUUGGACAAUGUUUUGCUGGAUAAAGAUGGUCAUUGCAAACUUGCUGACUUUGGGAUGUGUAAAGAGGGGAUGUUUGAGGGUCUCGUCACAGGAACCUUCUGUGGAACCCCAGAUUACAUUGCUCCAGAGAUCCUUCAAGAGAUGCUGUAUGGGCCAUCGGUUGAUUGGUGGGCCCUCGGAGUGCUUCUGUAUGAGAUGCUAUCCGGCCACGCCCCCUUUGAGGCUGAGAACGAAGAUGACCUCUUUGAAUCCAUACUGAACGAAGAGAUAAUGUAUGCGUCCUGGCUCAGCACCAACGCUGUGAACAUACUCAAAGCGUUUUUGACGAAGAAUCCAUCUCGUCGUCUGGGUUGUGUGGCCGCCGAGGGCGGGGAGACUGCAGUAAUAAGUCACCCAUUUUUUUCUGGUAUUGACUGGGACAGACUUAACCGUCGUGAGCUCGAACCGCCUUUCAAGCCCAGAAUUAAAACUGCAGAAGAUGUGAAUAACUUCGAUCCAGACUUCACCCAGGAGGAUCCAGCUUUCACGCCCAUUGACGAAGCCCUCAUCUCCUCCAUAAGUCAGGACGAGUUUCGGGACUUUUCUUUUAUCUCUCCUGAGCUCUUAAAAAUUGUUUCUGAGACGGAGGGUAUAGGUGAAGAAACGUGUGAUGUCACUGAACCAAACUAAUUGUAAUGCCAUGUUGGAGAAAAAAAAUGAAAGGACUUUGUGUCCAGCGUUUUUUUGCUUAGCCUGUUUGUUCCUGAGUUACAUGACAACAUGACAUGUAAAUGUAGGUUAUUGUAACAAAGUGUGUAUCUUUGUGUCAGGUGAUGCAGAGAGAUAUUACAGACACGUUACCCACUGCAAUUACAUUUCUGCCCUCAAGCAGGUUUGCUAAUCACAGCGGCACAUGAAAACUCAUCUAGAGAUGAACUGCACAUGUUUUUUCAGGAUCUCGAUGAUCUUGGCUUGUCCCAGUAUUAAUUCCUGAAUGUUUAGAAGAUGAACUGCAGUCAGUUUUGUUGUGUGUGAUAUUUUUCUGUCAAAGAAAUAGGAGAAUAGAACUCAUGAGGAAGUAUUUUUAAUUAAAGUUGUAUUUUUUAUAAUAUAUUUCAAGCAAUGUGUGCAAUUUGUCGUAUUGUCUUUGUUUAUGUGUUUGAUGCAUUUCAGGUCAAAGUUUCACCAUGAUGUAGCCCAACAAUUAUCUGUAGAUGUUGUUGUUGUUGUAUAUUAUUGAUAAAGGAUGCAGUAUUGAUGUCUCUGCAUUAAGAACCUUUUUGGUCGUGACUCCAUCACAAACCAUCUCCCCUGAGCUAUACCCCUUUAUACUGAAGGGUUAGAAGGCUAAAACUCAUGUUGACCAGUUUAAAUUCUUUAAAU